Acytostelium subglobosum LB1 is the source of this 1380-nucleotide messenger RNA. RefSeq lists its product as hypothetical. NCBI's taxonomy places the organism in Eukaryota, Evosea, Eumycetozoa, Acytosteliales, Acytosteliaceae. Gene Ontology annotation, biological process: transport. The transcript is spliced from 4 exons. Gene Ontology annotation, molecular function: transporter activity. The annotation marks the transcript as partial. The record is from RefSeq and is a predicted model, not a curated record.
GGAAUGGAUUCAUCACAUGGUUCACAGGACCAAGAUCAACACGCCAGCAGUAGCAGUGGCAGUCAUGAAAAGGUGAUCUAUGUCUAUAUUCCAUUCUUUGCCGAGUCGGUGCCCGCCAUCUGGGCCCUGUUCGCAAUAGCAGGAGUCUUUGUACUGCUGGCCACAAUACUAUCAAUUCAUCUCAUCUACAAACAUCUCAAGUACUAUACUCAACCCGAUCACCAACGAUACAUUGUUCGUAUCGUAUUCAUGAUACCUAUAUACGCCAUCUACUCCCUACUUUCACUCGUCUUCCACAGCUACGAGGUCUACUUCUCAUUGUUUAGAGAUUGCUACGAAGCAUAUGUACUAUAUAUGUUCUUCUGUCUCUGUGUCAGCUAUGGUGGCGGCGACAGGAACUUGGUAACUCACUUUAUAUCACAUCCACCUCUAAAGCUACCAAUGCCACUCUUUUGUAAAGUUAAACCCAACGAACGAUUCCUUCAAAUAUGUAGAAUGGGCAUGUUACAAUAUGUCCUGAUUAGACCAACGAUCACAUUGGUAUCGGCUAUAUUGGCGCGCUUCCAUCUGUACUCUGAGGGAGAGUUCAAGGUGACAGACUUCUAUCCCUACGCAUCACUGAUAAUCAACUUGUCAGUUACAGUGGCGCUGUACAUCAUCGUCCUAUUCUAUCAAGCUACGAUCGAGGAGCUGGCGCCCUACAAGCCCCUCCUCAAAUUCACCUCAAUCAAGAUCGUCGUCUUCUUUUGUUUCUGGCAAUCAGUGGUCAUCUCUGGCAUGGUCACGCUCGGUGUGAUCAAAGGUAUCGAUGGCUGGGAGACUGGUGAGGUGUCUGCAGGUCUAAAUAACUUCCUCAUCUGCUUUGAGAUGUUUGGUGUAUCAAUCUUACAUAUAUACGCAUUCCCUUACGAGCUGUAUAGAGUGCGAGCAUUCAGUUCGGCACCAUUGAUACAUCGCGUGGAGAUGGGCUCAGUGUUCAAGUCUGUGAUCAAUAGUGUCAGCCAGCGAGACAUGGUCAAGGAGACGGUGCACGCAUUCAAGGGCACAAAGAUCACCGACGGCAAGGUCAACGAGUACUCGGGUCUGAAGAACUCGGACUACGCGGCAUUCGAAGUGGACGAGAUCGAGAUGGGCGAGUUCACAUCGUACAACGACAGCAGCAACCAGAUCGACAUAAUUCAGGACGGCGCGGCGAUACUCCACGGAGGUCCGGCGUCAAUAUCAGUGCACCAGCCUCCAAUGAUCAGCGACGACGACUUUUUCUCAUUGAUGAACAACGACUACUCGAAUAUAGACUUCUCUGGCAUCGAUCAAGAAGCAUUGGACGAGAUGAAUUUCGACGACUAUGACGAGGAUGUCAAGUUCACUGCCAGGAGGUAG